Penicillium canescens is the source of this 807-nucleotide messenger RNA. RefSeq lists its product as uncharacterized. Lineage: Eukaryota; Fungi; Ascomycota; Eurotiomycetes; Eurotiales; Aspergillaceae. Bases 1 to 807 code for a protein of 268 amino acids. The record is from RefSeq and is a predicted model, not a curated record. The transcript has 3 exons.
AUGGCCGAAAUGGAAUAUCUUUACAAGAUGGAUGGUGAGGUGAUCACUACACCCCGCACGAAGCUUUCGGAGUCUUAUUUCAUCCCCGAGCGCGACUGGAUCAUUCUUCGAAAGAUGGAUGAGCAUCCAACCUUGAUCACCCCAGAGGAUUUUCAGGAAGGCAUGGGCCCCGCCUUCACCGCUGGAAAAUAUUAUUGCCGUCUUGCAGGUGCCGGCAACGAGAACAACUUUGCUUUUAUGCGCAUCUACAAACAGAUUCCUCUGUAUGGUACUCGCCUUGACAAUGCAAGUGUCCGACGGGCCCAGGCCUCUGAGCCACGAGAGCAUCCGGAGCUAGAGGCUAUGAUGCGCUUUACAAGGGACCGAUCCACUGCUACCCCUAAAGUCCGUGGGUAUCGAACUGGCAUACAAGAUGCAAACGACCUUGUCCCCGGCGGAUAUAUCAUCUAUCUGGUAUGGGAAGAGGUUAAAGGAUUCUGCUCCCUUGAUCGGCAGUAUUUCUGGAGCCUUCCCUACAACAAGCGCCAGUUGAUCCGUGAAAGGUUCAAGAUAGCCUUUAGUGAAGUUAUGAAAUUUGGGUACGAGCCGAUCCUUGCAACCUCGUCAAAGAUCAUACUCAACAAGGACACAGGUGAUGUCAAAAUCUCCGGUUUUAGCCGGGCUGUUCGCAUAGAUCCAGAUACGAAAUGGACAGACCACUUCUUCGUUAUUUUUUACCUAGUUCUGUCCCCCUUCAUGUGCGACAAGCGCCUUCCCAACCUGGCGACGGAUCUCCAACUUGACGAAAAGACCGGCUGGAGGUGGUGA